ACGAUUUUUGUAUAAAUAACGAAUUUGCUGCCAAAGACAUUAUCAGUUUUAUCAAACUAGUCAACACAACCACAACAAACAACCAAAAUGUACAAACUUUUCGUAUUCGCCGCCAUCUUGGCCGUCGCUUUCGCCGUACCCACCCCUGAAGCCAAUGCCGACCCCAAAGCCGACCCCAAGGCCAAACCAGGCUACCUUGCAGCCCCAGUAGCUUACAGCGCACCCCUGGUCUCCGCCCCAGUAGCUUACAGCGCUCCCUACGUUGCUGCCGCUUCUCCCUACGCUUACAGCGCCUACAGCGCUUACCCAGCCUACUCCGCCUACGCUUCUCCUUACUACUACUUGUAAAUAUGGAGCGAGUAGGAUGAUUGUGAAUGGUGAUGAUGACUUCGGCUUAAGGAAACGGAUGAAAUGAUUAUGGAGUGAACGAUUUUGGAUUCUUUUAUUGUGAUUUUUCUUCUCAAAGUUCAAAAAUAAAAGACAUUUUUAGCAUA
Sitophilus oryzae (rice weevil) is the source of this 494-nucleotide messenger RNA. Its product is annotated as neuropeptide-like 4. The transcript is spliced from 2 exons. The record is from RefSeq and is a predicted model, not a curated record. NCBI's taxonomy places the organism in Eukaryota, Metazoa, Arthropoda, Insecta, Coleoptera, Curculionidae. Bases 88 to 348 code for a protein of 86 amino acids.